Molecule: messenger RNA, 1783 nt
Organism: Chelonus insularis
Lineage: Eukaryota; Metazoa; Arthropoda; Insecta; Hymenoptera; Braconidae
Product: dynein regulatory complex subunit 5
Exons: 10
Coding region: 259-1776 (505 amino acids)
Molecular function (GO): protein binding
Source: RefSeq, a predicted model, not a curated record
AUCGAGCAUUGCUCUAAGAGCUUUCUUGUAGCAGUGAUUUGAUUCAAAUUUAAUGGAAAAAAGUUCUUCUUAAAUAUUGUAAAGUGAAUAGAAAUACGAGAAGAAAACAAGUUUUAAUCAAAAAUGGAAUAAAUUGAAGGAAAAAAUAUAUCUAGUGGAAUAAAUGUCUACAAACGAACUAUUGAAUAAAUUUCACAGAAAAAAAUAGCAGGCAUUGAUAGUAAAUUUAUUGAGUAAUAAUUAAACAAAUAUUAUAAAAUGCGAAUUCCACAUACAAUCUCCAAGAACGUAUUCGAAGCUUAUAGAUGCUCAACCGAGACAAUAUCCCUUCCUCAAGAACAAGGACGAAAAAUACGUGCAGAAGAUGACACAUGGGACGAAUUGAUUGUGCCAGAGUUGAAAGUCCUUGCUCUUCGCAAGUUGGUUGAGGGAUGGCAAAAGUCAUCGAUUUUCGAGAAUCUUUCAUCUCUUGAUGAUCGAGAUAUGCUCUUGGAAAUGUUACCGCCAGAUCUGCCACUUGAAAUCGUCUUGAAGAGCAUUCCAUACGAGUACUAUUGGUGCCGAGCUGCUAAAGAUAGAUGGGAAAAUAAUAAUCCUGCAGAACAUGGUAAUUCUUGGAGAAGACUAUAUUGUGAGCGUCAUUUUUCCGAGUAUCUAGAGAAUUUGGAGAAUUUAGAGUCCCAAAGAGAUGAAUGUAAUGCUCUUAUCAAAUUAUGCGCAUCACUAUUCUUUACUUUGACUAUUCGUUCAUUGGUUCCAUCAAAGUAUCCAUAUAAAUGGUCUGAGGAUGAUGAUGAAGCCACUGUACGAUCUGAAAUUUUCCUCACAAUCCACCAUUCUUUGAAUGUAAUUUUACCACAGCUGCCAGAGCUUCGAGAGAUUUAUUUGAACUUUGGGAUGAUUUAUUUAAACGACGGUUUUGAGUGGAGAGACUUCAAAUUUUCUGUAGAGGAUUGUUUAAAUCUUGGUAGAGGUAUAAAAAAUUCCGCAAAGAUACAAAAAGUUUGCAUCACAAGAAGUAGUCUUGAUCAACCACGUGUUGCUGCCCUUCUUCAAGGGGUUGCUGUAAAUAAUAACAUCAAAGAACUUGAUUUAUCUCACUGCAAGCUUGCUGAUACUGGUGCACAUGCAGUAGGAGAAUUUUUAAAAUACCACAGAAAUCUCCGUCAUCUUUAUUUGACAAAUAACGGAAUUGGAUCAGAAGGAGUAGCUGGCAUUGUUCACGGUCUUUUACAAGAAUCUGCGACACCACUACAGUCUCUAGAUCUUCGAUUAAAUCCUUUACGAGAUAAAGGAGGAACCCAUAUUUGUGCUUUACUUUUGCGGAGUUCAACUCUGGAAAAAUUGAAUAUAAGCGCUUGCUGCUUGGAAACAGAAACAGGGAUGGGUUUGGCUGAUGUAGUUUCAUCCGAUUAUAUGAAAAUUUUAUCUUUAAAUCUUGACAUUUCUAACAAUAAUUUGGGUUUCAUAGCUGGAGAAGCUUUAAGCUCUGCCAUCAAGAUGAACACUAUUAUCACGCAAUUAGACAUGAGGAUGUGUAAUUUUUCUAAAGAAUCAGAGUAUUUAAUAAACCAAACUAUUGUCAGAAAUAGAGAAAAAAAUUUUAAAAUGCAAACAAAAUUGGAAGCAAUUCAAAGCUGUCCUACUAUACCAAUGCAAGUGAAAAGUCUCAUACCACCUUCAAAGUAUAAAGAUCUCCAGAAACCACAUAGAAACAGUAUCUUCUUUAACGAGAGCUUUAAAUUUAUUACCAAGGGAAAUGGAGCAGAGAAAUGAAAUAAAG